Candoia aspera is the source of this 1962-nucleotide messenger RNA. RefSeq names its product synapse differentiation inducing 1 (gene SYNDIG1). The record is from RefSeq and is a predicted model, not a curated record. NCBI's taxonomy places the organism in Eukaryota, Metazoa, Chordata, Lepidosauria, Squamata, Candoiidae. Gene Ontology annotation, biological process: synaptic vesicle clustering; positive regulation of synapse assembly. Gene Ontology annotation, cellular component: intracellular membrane-bounded organelle; synaptic vesicle membrane; postsynaptic density membrane. The transcript has 3 exons. The coding region runs from base 70 to 861 and encodes 263 amino acids.
UAAUUUUUUUCCUGUGUGAUAUUAGAGGAAUGACAAUUCAUUGAGACAAUAGAGGAAAAGAAAUCCAGGAUGGAUGGCUUAGUUAAGCAAAAAGGUGUGCUUAAUAAGCAUAAUAGGGCCAUUGACACCAAGAAGAAGAAUGGGUUGAUUAACACAAGGAACUUAAUGACUGAAAACAGGGAGGGGCUGGUGUCUGUGUACCCAGCUGCUCAGUAUCAUGGUCGGCCAGUUGGGACUCUCUACUCCCCAAACUACUCCCAGAAGGACCCAAUACAACAGCUUCUUGACCCCAGUACUCUGCCACAGACGGUAGAAUCCCACUAUCAUCCAAACAUUAUCCUCUAUUCAGAGAGUAUGCUACGAUCAUGGGGAGAAAGCCUGAGUGCAGAAUGCUGUGAAACAACCUUUAUUGAGGACAAGUCACCCACCAAAGGCUGCCUGGAUUAUCCCGAUGGCAAAUUUGUCAGUCUAUCCACAGAUGAGAUUAAGAUCCAGACCCUCUCCUAUGAUGUGGAAGAAGAAGAAGACGACGACGACGAUGAUGAUGACUUCCAGGAACUAGAGAGUGAUUAUUCAAGUGACACUGACAGUGAAGACCAUUUCCUUAUGAUGCCUCCCAGGGAUCAUCUUGGACUCAGUGUGUUCUCCAUGCUCUGUUGUUUCUGGCCAUUGGGAAUUGCUGCUUUCUAUUUGUCACAUGAGACGAACAAAGCUAUUGCUAAAGGGGAUUUCCACCAAGCAAGCUCCAGUUCCCGGCGAGCUCUCUUCUUGGCUGUGCUCUCGAUCACCAUUGGAACGGGCAUCUAUGUAGGGGUCGCUGUAGCACUCAUAGCUUACCUGUCCAAAAAUAAUCACUUAUGAAACUUGACAAAUUAGACUGCUACAGAAAGAUAUAGAAGAAUGAUACUGUACCUUUCAGUGUCAAUAGUUUCGAGAGUGAGAAGGGCUGUCACAAGUUUAUACAAGCUGAAUUCUGAAGAAAAAUGUUCUGGAUCUUUUUUACUUUUCUGAUUUAUUUUUAAUAUUGGUAAAACUGUUAUUGCAAGGAGCCAAGAAAGCCACGGGUAUUUCCAAAUAUCAAAAGGUAGCUUCAGAACUUGCUUAUAGUUUGUUUCUGGUCUAAAUUAGACUCAACCCCAAAUUUGGGAUCAUCUGUCCAAAGGUGAGAGACAUCUGAAUGUACAAAACUAAAGGACGGUCUGAAGGUUGUUGUGUUGCUGCCCAAGAAAACUAAUUCUUGAUUUUGGAUGACUAAGAAGUAGUAACUGGCUUAGUGCAUAUCCAUGACUAAGAUUAAAAUACAAAUAAAGCUGCAGAAUGGAUGUAAUGUAGGAAUAACAUGGGACUAUCAGUUCUUUUAUUCAAUCAAAAUCAGAAAUGGUCAAGCAAAAUGAAAUGCAGUAGCUUGAGGUGGCAGAUUUUGGGUGUUAUAAGGGACAGCAGAAUGGGAAAGCGAGGGUCCAGUCAUAGUAUAAAGCUGUUACGUACUUCAAAUAAACUGUACUGGAAUACACAGAAGCUAUGCGACACAUAGCAGUGUUCUUGUGCAACCCUGUUCUUUGCCUCAGUGUAGCUUACACUGGAUAAUUUCCAGAUGAAUUGUUCAUAAAUGAUUUCACUGAACAUCUUUGAAGUCAAAGCAUCUUGUGCUGGUUGGCCCUGCUCCUAUCCUGAAGAAGACUCGCUUGCAAAGCAUGCUAUUCUUUCUGGCAGCAUCUCCUUUCCAGAGAGGAUUUUUUCAGCAAGUAAAUAUAAGAAGCCCAUCCAUAAAUUUCAUGGCAAGGCAUGAAGUAUCUACCACUGAGAAACCAGCCUACUGGCACAAAAAUGUUUUCUUGGCUAAUGGACUCCCACCUGAGCAAAGCUGGAAUAUGUUGGAAUAUAUCUCCUAGUCAAAACAUGAAUAAGCAAUGGGCAUAUUGUAAAGAAUGUAUUUAAUAUUAAAAAAUCAUCUGAAAAUCA